Trachymyrmex septentrionalis is the source of this 519-nucleotide messenger RNA. RefSeq names its product calcium-binding mitochondrial carrier protein Aralar1-like. Bases 298 to 519 code for a protein of 73 amino acids. The record is from RefSeq and is a predicted model, not a curated record. NCBI's taxonomy places the organism in Eukaryota, Metazoa, Arthropoda, Insecta, Hymenoptera, Formicidae. The transcript is spliced from 4 exons.
UCGCCGCUGAGUGCUAUCGCAUUCUCGUUAUCCAUCGCUUCUGCAUGGCACAUAUGCGUUUUAAGUGGCGUCUACAAUGACAUUUUAAGGCGCUACUUUACAUACGCUAAAACAUUUGGAAGAUACUUACUGUAAACAAAAGUGUAUGUGCAUACAUGUAUACGCGCGCGCGCGCCUUUUUCACUUGUCGCUUGAAGUUGUCUCUGGCUCGUCAUCAUUGAUAAGACACAAGUGGAAUUUUCAGUUUAACUCAGCAGCAGCAGCAGCAGCAGCAGCAACGGCAAUAACAGUAGCAACAUGCCAACUACGAGAGGUUCCUCGGGGUAUUUAAAGCGUGCAAAUACUGAACGGCUCCAUGAAAUUUUUAACCAGUACGCCUCACAGGAGAAGAAUGGCGAGAGGUUCAUGACUGCUUCUGACUUUGUACGCAGUUAUCUUGGCCUUUACACGGAUGCCGAUUAUAAUCCCGAUUCUGUCAAUUUACUUGCUGGUAUCGUCGAUACUAGCAAAGAUGGGUAA